Acanthisitta chloris (rifleman) is the source of this 1187-nucleotide messenger RNA. RefSeq names its product ALG1, chitobiosyldiphosphodolichol beta-mannosyltransferase (gene ALG1). NCBI's taxonomy places the organism in Eukaryota, Metazoa, Chordata, Aves, Passeriformes, Acanthisittidae. The annotation marks the transcript as partial. The record is from RefSeq and is a predicted model, not a curated record. The transcript is spliced from 13 exons. Gene Ontology annotation, cellular component: endoplasmic reticulum. Gene Ontology annotation, molecular function: mannosyltransferase activity.
UGGGUCCAAAGCUUCUCCAGUAUGUCAUCAAGGUCCUUGUGCAGUCAGUGCAGUUGCUGUACACGUUGCUGAGGAUAGACCAGCCAUCCUAUAUUCUUCUGCAGAAUCCCCCAGGCUUGCCCAGCAUAGCUAUUGCCUGGGUGGCAGGUCUGUUCUGGAGGAGCAAACUGAUCGUUGACUGGCACAACUAUGGCUACACCAUCCUGAGCCUGAGCCAUGGGAGAAACCACCCCCUGGUACAGAUUGCAAAAUGGUAUGAAAAGCUCUUUGGCCACUUGGCUGACUAUAACCUGUGUGUCACUGAGGCCAUGAAGGAAGAUCUGUGGGUGAAUUGCAACAUAAAGGCAGUGACUUUGUAUGACAGACCAGCUGCUUACUUUAAGGAGACACCCCUGGAGCUCCAGCAUCACUUGUACAUGAAGCUUGCCAAGGACUAUGAGCCCUUCAGAGCACGGGCCCAGCCUGGCGCAGACAGCUCUGCCUUCACCCGGCGGGACGCGGGACGCGUGACGCACACCGCGGCGCGCCCGGCGCUCCUAGUCAGCAGCACCACCUGGGCGGAGGACGAAGACUUCUCGGUCCUUUUAAAAGCUUUGGAAGAUUACGAGAGGUUUAUUGGUGAGGGGGCCAAGCUUCCAGCCUUGGUGUGUGUGAUAACAGGUAAAGGACCUCUGAAAGACUACUACAAUGGCCUGAUACAGAAACUGCACUUUGAACACAUCCAGAUCUGUACACCGUGGCUGGAGGCUGAGGAUUAUCCUCUUCUGCUUGGCUCGGCAGACCUGGGAGUUUGUCUCCACAAAUCCUCCAGUGGUUUGGAUCUGCCCAUGAAGGUGGUGGAUAUGUUUGGCUGCUGUUUGCCUGUGUGUGCCAUACAUUUUGAGUGUUUACAUGAACUGGUGAAACACAAUGAAAAUGGUUUGAUAUUCAAGGACUCGAAGGAACUCGCAGAACAGCUCAAGAUGCUUUUCUGGGACUUCCCUGCCCCCGGGGAGCUGGAGCGGCUGCGGCAGAGGCUGCGGGCGAGCAGGGCACCGCGCUGGGAGGAGAGCUGGGACCACACCGUGCUGCCCCUGCUGGGGUGCCUCCAGUGUUUGCACAGCAAAACAGCUGGAGAAGAGAAGUCCACCAGAGUUCUGCAGCAGGAGCAGGGCUUGGUGGUGUUUUGGGUUCGCAGCCAGCCCUGA